Messenger RNA from Dovyalis caffra, 243 nucleotides. The record is from the annotation of a GenBank genome assembly. Lineage: Eukaryota; Viridiplantae; Streptophyta; Magnoliopsida; Malpighiales; Salicaceae.
AUGGACCGAUAUGACACAAUAGAUCGGCACGACACAUAUGGAUCCGUCUGGCAUAGCACAGCUAACUCUACACCUCUUCUUGUAGGUGAAGUGGACUCCAUUUCGCUUAACAAGGAGAUAGAUUGCGAAGUGCUUGGGAUGCCAAAUGUGAUUGCACUUGAUCAUAGAAAGAAAGAGGCCAAUGCUCCUGUUGUAAGCUCCUUGGCCAAACUGCGAGUUCUCCUAGAAGAGGUUGCUUCAUAA